UGAAGACUUGGCGAACGGUCGAGCAGCGGACCAAGAGAUAAUCAAGUGCCAGACAGAGACAGCCAGUUGAGACACAGUGAAAAAGAGAGAGCAACAAGUUUGCCAGUGGAAAUUUUAGUAACGAAAUGCAGUGAAUACCAGUCCAGUGAAUGCAACAAACUGGCUUAAAAACCAAAAUAAAAACAAAAACAAUAACAAGACUCGAAAACUAUUCAAUAAGCCCAUUAUGAACACAAAGGCCGUGGCAGUGGAAACAAAACGCUGAGUGAAUCUAGUUAAAAGAAAAAACAUUUCAAAAAUCAAAACCAAAACAGCAACAAGUGAAAGAGCCAGAGCAAGACGGCCAAAGCGGUUGGCCGCUAGUGUGAAUGAGACAGCGAAACAGAGAGCUGAGCCACAGAGACUUUCGCAUCUGACGAUUCGAUUUUUGCAUGCCGAGAGAUACAGCUACGCUAGAGCUAAAGCUACAGAUACAGUAGCUAGAGCCUGAGAAAAUAUCUGCGAAAUACCAUUAUUGUUAUUAACCAGACAAGCAGCUCAUAAAAAAAUGGAGUACGAGAAAAUGCUGUACAUGCCAGGCGGCAGUGAGAUGCCUCACAGUCCGCAACUAAAGCCACAUCAGUUCCAGGCCCAGACGCCGCCGGAUCAGUACUCUGCCUAUGCGGACAACUUUGACCUGUCGCUGCUGCCGCAGGAAACAGCACCUAUUCCCACCACCGUCUUCCAGUACAACGCCCCCCAGAUCAAGGUCGAGUGCGCCUGGGAGAGCCAGCCCCUACAGCAGCAACUACCCACGACUACCUAUCCCACCCCAUCCAGUCACCAGUUGAUCCCGCCGCCUGCCUACCCCCACAGUGCCUACCCUUCGCCGCAAUCCAGUCCGCUUCAGUCGGAGUUUGCAGCCUACGGAUUUGGCAGAUUUGGCGGUAGCUACGACAGCCUAAACAGCCCAUCGCCUUCCCUGGAGGCGGUGAGCAUCAAACAGGAGCUGCACAUCUUGCCCCCCUCUCCACCGGAAUCCAACUGUGAAACCCCCUCGCCUAGAUCCUCCUGCGGGGAGAGCAUCAAGGCAGAGCCCUUGGAUGCAGACAUUGAGAGCCUCAUCGAUCUGAACACUCUGCUCCAGCAGCAGAGUCUACAAAGUCCUCAGAAUCUCCAGGACACCAAGCCGGACCAUCAGCUCCUGCGAGAGUGCCUCGAGGACACCAGCUUCCAGAAGAGACACAACCUAAAGCCAUUGGCUCUGGAAUCCUUCAUCGGUGGCUUGGCCGAAGUGCGCGGAGACUUUGAGCCCGUGAUUUCACUGGCCUUAGAACAUGCCAAACGAGAGGCGGACGCCAUUUGCGCGGAGCUGCAAAUAUCGCAGGAUCCAAAUGGCUGGUCGCCCGCCCAAGUACACGCAUGGCUACGAUCCACCUUGGCCCAGUUCAGAUUGCCGCCGGUGGCCGACUUGGAGCUGCACUUCUGCGAAGAUGGCUCUGCUCUGACAUUACUCAGCGAGGAGGAAUUCGUGCGCCGACUACCAGAGAGCGGGAGCACGCUGCACGCCCAGUUGGAGAUUUGGAAGAUGGCCUAUGCCGACCAGCCCGUUCAUCAGCCGCAUUCACAGCAGACUGCGGGUGCUGAUCUCUGGCCAGCCAGCUAUGCGAUGCCCAAUUUGGACCUGGACUACAACGAGGACAGCGAAGAUGACGAGGACAUGGAGCCAGAACCAGUAAUCACUCCACUGACCAAGAGCUCUACUUCAUCACCUGCAGUCACGCCUUCUAACGGCGGAACAGCUACUGCAAAACGGCCAAACGGAGGAAGGACCGGUGGUGGUGGCUCUCACAUCCACCUGUGGCAGUUCCUCAAGGAGUUGCUGGCCUCGCCGCAGGUGAACGGAACGGCCAUUCGGUGGAUUGACCGCAGCAAGGGCAUCUUCAAGAUUGAGGACUCGGUGCGAGUGGCCAAGUUGUGGGGUCGCCGUAAGAACCGACCGGCAAUGAACUACGACAAGUUGUCCCGCUCCAUCCGGCAGUACUACAAGAAGGGAAUCAUGAAGAAGACGGAGAGGUCGCAGAGGCUGGUCUACCAGUUCUGUCAUCCCUACAGCCAGUAAUAUCUGUUGUUAGCCAGUUAUUUAUUGCUAGUUGUAAGUGGUACACCUGACCGACCCACCUGUUCCGAUCCACUCCGAUCCGAUCCAAUCCGCUGACUAUUCUCGACUAGCCUUGUGGGCCUAGCGAGUUCUAGUUCCAGUCCUUGUACAUACCCACUCACAAUCUUGUUAGGCACGAAGGUAAGUUCGUGCAUCGAUUAAGUUUGGCCUUAGGUUAAGAUCAAACCGUUGUCCGCUGGCGAAGGUAAGUUCGUCAUGGCAGGGUUUUAAGUGACCCCCCAGUUUCACCGCAAUCGAUCGUAGAUCUAACUCUGAUCCCGCGCUGCAGCUGGUCAUUCGGCUGCAUCUGCGCAUGUUUGACUUACUGGUGACAUCUUUAUUCAACUGCUGCCUGUCCAUGCGAAGGAUGAUGACUCAUCAGGAUGUGGUCCUGUGGCUGGAGUGUCAUCUGGAUCUGGACCGCCAUUAGUAGUCCGAGGCGAAAUUGGCUUAAAGGUCGCAGCAUCCAGAACUCUCAAGAAAAACAGCCACAAGUGAAGGACUUACCUGACCAGAGCAUCCUUCGCUGGCAGCAUGAAGGUGUCGAGGUAAUUUUAGGAACCAUAUAUCUAUGAUAUAUCAAAAGUAAGUUCUAUGAACAACUUAAUAAGCGAACAAAUGUUAAAUAGUAGUGUUAAGGCGCCCCGAUUAGCCAUAGGUACUCUCCUUGAAAGUUUUUUCUCUUCCCCGCAACAAAGUUAAAAAUCUUUCGACCUCGUCCGAUUAUGCAAAAUGUUAGAACACAUAACUCAUAAUGUUAUCAAUUAUUUAUUCUUUACUUGGUGGCGGUUCAAUUUAGACAUAUUUCGUUUCACUUUAUUUUGAUUAUACGCAAUUAGCAUAAUUCGUGCAUAAUUUUCUCUAGUUUCGUUUAUGUGACGGGUAGCGAGUUUAAGUUAAUUUUAAUAUUUAUUCGCUGGCCCAGCCGAGCGGUGAAAUUAUGGAAAGUCAAUUAUAUUUGCUGCAUUUUGCAUUAGCAUUAAUGCAUUUGCAGGCUCUAUAAUUGAAUUAUGCAACGGCCAAUUGGCUGCUUGGCUUAUUUUGUUAACCAAAUAGAACAGUUACCGUUUAUACUCGUAUCAAAAUAUUUGUACGCAUAUUCCACACCUAAUUAGGACAUUGCCCGCCUGCCAGGCAACUAGAUUUAUGCACUUUACACUUUUUACGACACACCAAUUAUUUAUUUAUUUAUUCAACUAACAUAUUGUCAUGCUACACUAUCCGAUAAAAAUAAAAAAAAUCACAGCAAAAAAAUAAAACAAAACAAUAGCCAAUUACGGCUAUAUUUACACACUAAA
Drosophila eugracilis is the source of this 3438-nucleotide messenger RNA. It is a transcript of the gene Ets98B, whose product is annotated as DNA-binding protein D-ETS-4. Lineage: Eukaryota; Metazoa; Arthropoda; Insecta; Diptera; Drosophilidae. Gene Ontology annotation, cellular component: nucleus. The transcript has 5 exons. The record is from RefSeq and is a predicted model, not a curated record. Gene Ontology annotation, biological process: cell differentiation; regulation of transcription by RNA polymerase II. Gene Ontology annotation, molecular function: sequence-specific DNA binding; DNA-binding transcription factor activity, RNA polymerase II-specific. Bases 548 to 2101 code for a protein of 517 amino acids.